AUGGAUUUAAGAGCAUCGGAAGAAAAACUUGUUCAUCAAAAAAAGCAUCAGCAUCGAGCUGAACUAUAUCUGGAUCAUUUCCAGCAGCCAACUUGGUCCAUUCAGCAUCGGAGUAUGCCUGGAACGGGUCCAGCAGCUUCAAUAUGGGCAGCAAUUGUUUUUCUAGCGAAACUUUCGCUAUCAUUUGUGAAGAGUUUAAUCAAUUCUCAAAAUGAUUUCCCGCGAAUUCUUAUCGCGCGAAGUCUUCACGGUGCCAUGGGGAAGCUACACCAGCUAGAUAAAGAUGUUAUCCAACAGUUGGUGGCUCCACUUUCCGUUUCUGGGUAUGCUAGUGCUGUGCGUGAACUACUACACAAUAGUAUAGAUGCUCAAGCGACGUUUAUCUCCGUGAAAAUUCACUUGGACUCGAUGAGUGUGAUGGUGACUGAUAACGGAUUUGGCAUCAACGAGGCAGAUCUCGGGUUGGUGGGCACCCAGAACUAUACUUCCAAGGCGGAGAAAGAUCUUUCAAGCGUCAAAACUAUGGGUUUUCGGGGAGAAGCUCUUUUUGCAAUAUCACAAGUUUCGAGCACGACCAUCGUCAGUAAAGUGGAUGGUUUUGGUGCUAAUACAAGACAUUUGGGUGAUCCAAAUGUGGAUUUAUUCGAACCGGAUGCUCAGGUUUGUAAUGAUAUCUUUGCUAUUGAUCCAACAUGCUUGGGAACUUCAUGGACUGUGGUGAUUGUUCGCGGUCUCUUUGCCAACUUCAAAGUGCGUCGAGCACAAUUAUUGUCACAAAAUAUUCAGAGUAUUCUUUCGGAGCUCAAGAACGAGGUUGCUGAGUGUCUGCUUCUUUUUCCCCGUGUAAAAAUUGAGGUUAAUGUUGUUCCGGCUGAACAAAGCAUCGUCGUUUCACCAUCGAUGGAAAAUCCCUUGGUGUCUACAAUUAGGUCCGUCUAUGGCUUUCGAGCGCUUCCAGCAUACGAAUUGGUCAACGUGAGGUACCAGCAAUAUCGUAUAUCGGGAAUUAUUGGCAAAUGGUCGUGGGUUUCGCCAUUGAAGUUUAUCUUUAUCAAUGAACGAAAGUACAUUGCAAGCUCACAAGACUUGAAAGAAUUCAACAAAUUGGUACACAACCUGGCCUACGUGCUCAUGGUAACCUGUCCGACAGACGAGAUAACCCAAGAUCCAGCAAAGGUUCUCUAUCGUGUACAUCACUGGAAAGUUGUCAAACGGAUGAUUUUGGAGCUACUAGAAAAGUUUGGCGUUUUGGACAGUCCAAUGAAAGAAAGAAGUCCAAGGAAGUCUCAUCUCAGUCCCAGAAAAUCUCUUUCCAGUCCCAGGAAAUCUCCUUCCAAGCCAAGAUCUCCUGUCAAAAGUCCCACCAAGGGCCUUUUCAGCUCUCGCCAAUUACACCCAAACCACUCAAUCUCCUCAUUCAAAACCAUAUCCGCCAUCAAUGUCGACUCUUUUCGAGUAUUGAAGCAGCUCGACCGAAAAUACAUUCUUUUUGUUGCAAUUGUUGAGAGCCAUCUGCGUCUUUUCAUCGUUGACCAGCAUGCCUGCGACGAACGAAUUCGAGUCGAAUCCUACCUCAAAGACUAUAUCCAAAGGACAAAAGUAAACCAACACCAAAAUAAAGCUCAGUUGAGCCAGCAACUUCAACUUGAACUUUCCCCGACUCAAAUUCUCCAUCUCCAGCUGCACCAUGCUCAACUCCAAUCAUUUGGAUUUGACAUUGAAUUUCGAGAAAACCAUGCUUUUUUGCUUCAGGUCCCCGAAGUCCUCUACGACAAGUCUGUCUCGGCUGUUUCUCUUGGUAUAGCCCAGUACUUGGAACAUCUUGCUGCAAAUCAAAAGUCAAGCCGCAUCGGUGAGCCGCACCAUUGGACCCAUGCUGUGAAAGAUGUACCCCAGAUUAUUCUCGACAGCAUUAAUAUGCGAGCGUGUCGUUCGGCCAUCAUGUUCGGAAUACCACUAACACUUGCAGAAAUGAAUUAUAUGCUUCAAUGCCUAUUCCGUUGCCAGCAUCCGUUCCACUGUGCUCAUGGAAGACCGUCGGUGGUCGAGGUGAGAGCAUCCUUACACCCGCUCUCACCAUAA
Molecule: messenger RNA, 2082 nt
Organism: Meyerozyma guilliermondii ATCC 6260
Lineage: Eukaryota; Fungi; Ascomycota; Pichiomycetes; Serinales; Debaryomycetaceae
Gene: MLH3
Product: mismatch repair protein
Exons: 1
Coding region: 1-2082 (693 amino acids)
Biological process (GO): mismatch repair
Cellular component (GO): mismatch repair complex
Molecular function (GO): ATP-dependent DNA damage sensor activity; ATP binding; ATP hydrolysis activity
Source: RefSeq, a predicted model, not a curated record